Microplitis mediator is the source of this 573-nucleotide messenger RNA. RefSeq lists its product as uncharacterized. NCBI's taxonomy places the organism in Eukaryota, Metazoa, Arthropoda, Insecta, Hymenoptera, Braconidae. Bases 1 to 573 code for a protein of 190 amino acids. The transcript has a single exon. The record is from RefSeq and is a predicted model, not a curated record.
AUGUACGCCAGGCUGCAAGUUUGCGGAAAACGUGAACAAGAGUCACUAGCGGUGGAAAGCGACUCUUUCGCAUCUUCUAACCGCCUAUUCGUCGUUGAUCUAACCACGAAUACACAAUACCUCGUGGAUUCUGGUUCAGAUCUCUCUGUUUAUCCAUACGUGCGUGUGAAAUGCAAGCCUACACCAGUAGGAUACCAACUUUAUGCGGCAAACGACUCGCUGAUUGGAACAUACGGGUGCAUUACUCUGUCACUAAACCUCGGUUUACGUCAAGAAUUUGCGUGGAGAUUUAUCAUCGCUGACGUCACGAAACCAAUAAUUGGUGCCGAUUUUCUAAGUCAUUUUAACUUGUUAAUCGACCUCAAUCACAAACAAUUACGUGACGACUCCACUGCUCUCCAAACACGCAUGAAUUCAAUAUGCUCGGAUGCAAAAUGCAUCAAAUUAAUUGAAGGUAAUACAGUUUACCAUCAACUGUUAUCAAACAACCCGGCCAUAACUUCAGCCAAGAAGCAUUCUACAUGGCAUCAUAUCAAAACGACACCUGGACCUCCAGUAUCGUGCAAAGCGUGA